CGUAGGACAUAUUAAGUACUACGUAGGAGUUAGUAUCUCCUACGUAGGAGUUGGUAUCUCCUACGUAGGACUUAAUAUCUCCUACGUAGGACAUAGUAUCUCCUACGUAGGAGUUAGUAUCUCCUACGUAGGACUUAGCAACUUGUACGUAUGUCACUGACUAAAAGACUCUCCAGCAUGCGCAGUGGAACAAUAUACUCGUGUGUACUAUUAUUUAGUAAGGAAACGUGUGUAAUUUAAAACUACACGGCAUGGAUGACUUUAUAAAAACAUAUUUUGCAUCUGGUAUGAAAUACCGUGAAAUAUUACUUUGUCUUGAAAAAAUAAAUGGGUUUAAAGUUUCUUUACGAAGCCUUAAACGGAUAUUGUCACGUAUGAAGUUAUUUAGACGCAUAAAUAAAAGUGAUGGACUUAGUGUUGCUCUCUAUGUCAUGGAAAAUGUAAUGACAUCCAGCAAACAACUUGGAUACAAGAUGAUGCAUCAGAAACUCCUUCAAGAGGGAUAUGUUGUUACACAGGAAACAGUUCGCCUGAUGAUGCAUAUUUGUGACAAAGAAGGUAUUGAACAGAGAAGGAGAACUCGUCUUCAACGUCGGAUGUACCUGAAUCUUGGACCUAAUUAUUUAUGGCAUAUUGACGGGUAUGAUAAAUUGAAACCGUACGGGCUGUGUAUCAACGGAGCUAUCGAUGGAUUUUCUCGUUUCAUAAUAUGGCUUGAGGUGCACAAAACAAACAGCGAUCCGAAGAUAAUUGCUGGUUAUUUUAUGAACGCUGUGAAACAUUUGCAAGGCUGUCCAACGCGUGCUAGGUCAGAUUAUGGCACCGAGAAUGUUUACAUUCGACAGAUGGUCAUUUUUCUUAGGGGUCAGAGAGACGAAGGGUUAACAAACAGCUGUUUUUUACAAGGAUCAAGUAACCAUAAUCAAAGAAUUGAGCGUUGGUGGGGUAUACUUCGAAAUGAAAAUGUUCAGUACUGGAUAGAUUUUUUCACAAUGCUGAAAAGUACUGGUGAUUUUAACGGAAGCUUCAUUGAUAAGGCUGUUCUGCAGUUUUGUUUCAUGGACUUAAUUCAGGAAGAACUUAACUCUAUAGUUAAACUGUGGAAUAACCAUCGUAUAAGACCAUCAAGCAAUCCAAACCAGCCAUACGGAAGACCAUUUUUGAUGUAUCAUUGUCCUGGUAUGUUCGGCUGUCAGGAUUACCUUUGUCGUACAUCUGAAGCACAGGUGAACUUGUGUCUUGAGGAAAGUAUUCAAAAGGGUAAUGUUACAUGUGACGAAACGGUGUUUGAACUGUGUACCAUCAUCAUGUCGGACCAUAAUCUAAUGCCUGCCAAAACAGCAGACGAUGCUGCACUGCUUUACCAAUUUCUCCGACGGGAAAUAUUAAACGAACUUCACCAGGACUAGGCCUAAAUGCAAGACCAACCAAUAUAAGGCGAAGUUUGUCGACGCACAGGCUACUCCGUUAUUUACAAGUUAUUUUAAACAAAUUGACCAUGUUCAUUUGUAAAACAUGAAAAUGACGUAUAACUGUUAACUGGUUGUUGUAAACAUAUUAAAUAGUGUCUUUAAAUCAAUUCAUUGUUAAUCUCAGUAUUAGCAAAGCAGGAACAAUUUCAAUGUUUAACAAUUUAAAGAACCAGUAAACGCAUCUAUUGUAACCCUUAGCUCAUGUGCGAGAAUUGAUCAAAAAGUUCAUGGAUAUUAGUUAUAUCUUUAAUAUUAACGGGCGCCAAUAUAAACAUUUAACUAGACUAUUCAAAGAAUAAGGAGGGCUAUUGUACUCAAUCCAGGCGUCGAUGUAGCCGUCGCGAGUUAUAUUUAAGAAAUGAUUUACAGCAAAACCGUGUUUCAACACUAUCUAUAUACGCCGAGCGUAAUAAUUUUACGGGGGCGUAUUACCGAGAAAAUAUUUCGUACGAUAUAAUCUGCGGAGUGUAUAGUGUUCAAACACAGCUUUGCUAUGAACUAUUUCGAUUCUAAUAUGUCUAUUGUAAAAUUUCAUUCAAAUAUGAUAGAACUGUUUCUUCGCAUAUAACUGUUUCUCCUUUUGAAAGGCUUAUUAAAAUCAUCUCUGAACAUGCCCGGAUCCAGGGCCGGACAGAUGGGGCCCAUGCCCCCGCCUCAAGUUGGCUGAGAAGUGACCUAUACUCAUCAAAGUUGCACCAUACGUUUUUAGCUCGACUAUUCGAAGAAUAGUCUAGCUAUUCUACUCACCCUGGCGUCGGCGUCGGCGUCGGCGUCGGCGUCACACCUUGGUUAAGUUUUUGCAUGCAAGUACAUACAGCUAUCAUUUAAAGGCAUAUAGCUUUGAAACUUAUUUAUUCUUUUUCUAGGUCAAUUACCAACCUCACUGGGUCAAGUUCCAUAACUCUAACAUGUAUUUUGAGCAAAUUAUGCCCCCUUUUGGACUUAGAAAAUUCUGGUUAAAGUUUUACAUGCAAGUUACUGUCUCCAAAACUAAUGCAGAUAUUGAAUUGAAACUUCACAUGUGUCUUCGGGGUUAUAAAACUAGUUGAUAGCACCAAGUCCCAUAACUCUGACCUUCAUUUUGGCCAAAUUAUGCCCCCUUUUGUACUUAGAAAAUUUUGGUUACCUGUAUGUCAAACUUUUCCAGGGGCAGACCUCCUGACCCCCAAAUCAAGUGGGGAGUAACGUACCCCUCCAUUACCUCCACAUUUAUACCUCAAAUGCACCAGAGGCCACCAUUUCAAGCCUGUAUUUUGAAAAUUUCCAGGUGGAGUGCCCCCUGACCCCCAUAAUUUGAGGGGAGUACACCCACUAAUAAAUGCACCUGAGGAUACCAUUCAUACGUGUAUUUACAAACAAGAGCUGUCCGUAAGACAGCCAAGCUCGACUAUUCGAAAUAUUGUCCCAGAAGCAGGAAAAUAUUACCCAAAAUGUUAAAUAUCAAAAGAGUUUUAAGUUCAAAAGGGGACAUAAUUUGACCAAAAUAGCAUAACAGAGUUAUGGGACUUGAUGCUAUCAACUAGUUUUAUAACCCCGAAGGCACAUGUGAAGUUUCGAUUCAAUAUCUGCAUUAGUUUUGGAGAUAGUAACUUGCAUGUAAAACUUUAACCAGAAUUUUUUAAGUCCAAAAGGGGGCAUAAUUUGCCAAAAAUACAUGUCAGAGUUAUGGGACUUGACCCAGUGAGGUUGGUAAUU
Molecule: messenger RNA, 3167 nt
Organism: Mercenaria mercenaria
Lineage: Eukaryota; Metazoa; Mollusca; Bivalvia; Venerida; Veneridae
Exons: 2
Coding region: 252-1409 (385 amino acids)
Biological process (GO): DNA integration
Molecular function (GO): nucleic acid binding
Source: RefSeq, a predicted model, not a curated record